ACAGGAAGACCAGGGCUUCCGGGCGACAAAGGCGCGAUGGGGAUUCCUGGACGGCCGGGUGCUCCAGGAGAAGCAGGCAUGUCCAUCAUCGGGCCCCGCGGUCCACCCGGACAGCCUGGAACUAGAGGUUUUCCUGGAUUCCCGGGCCCUAUUGGCUUAGACGGCAAACCGGGUCAUCCUGGACAGAAGGGGGAGAUGGGUGCUGCAGGUCCCAGGGGACAACCAGGACCCCCAGGACAAAAAGGAGAAAAGGGUCAGUGUGCGGAGUACCCCCACAGGGAAUACCUAAGCACCACCCUCGCAGCCCUGCGCUCUAACCAGAUCCUUACGCUGAAGGGCGAACAAGGACAAGCGGGAAUCCAAGGUCCCCCGGGGCCCCCUGGCCCGCCAGGGCCCUCUGGACCGGCUGGACCUGAGGGAACACCAGGACAGCCCGGGCCAAUUGGGCCACCUGGCCGAGUGGGAGAACCGGGGAAACCUGGCAGAGAUGGAAAGGGCUUACCUGGGCCUCCUGGACCAAAGGGAGACCCUGGGAUUCAGGGAUACCCCGGCAGAAAGGGUGCCCCUGGGUUGGCCACCGCCGGGAUGAAGGGUGAGCCUGGGACUCCAGGAGAAAAGGGACAGCCUGGAGUCCCAGGGAGGAUGGGCCCCCCAGGUUUGCCAGGGAAAAGGGGGCAGCGGGGGGAGAAGGGACGAGCUGGUGACCCUGGACUUCCCGGACUCCCUGGCCUGAAGGGCGAGAAGGGAAAUAGUGAGAAUGCCUUGGCAGGAGGUAAAGGGGAACCUGGCCCCCCAGGUCUGCCUGGGCCCCCUGGACCAAAGGGAGAAGCUGGUGAUGUUGGCGCUGCAGGACCGCAGGGGGAAAAGGGGGAGCCUGGUGCACUGGGAGAGCAGGGACCCACGGGCCCACGGGGCCCCAAAGGAGAGCCUGGGAAGGAUGAAAUGAUGGACUACGAUGGCAACAUCAGUGAAGCUCUCCAGGAAAUACGAACUUUGGCCUUGAUGGGACCACCAGGACUUCCGGGUGUGGCUGGACCUCCAGGGCCACCAGGACAGAAGGGUGAAAUUGGCUUGCCAGGUCCUCCAGGCCAUGAUGGAGAAAAGGGGCCACGGGGCAAGCCAGGAGAAAUGGGUCCCCCUGGCCCUCAUGGGCUGCCAGGAAAGGAUGGACCUCCUGGGAUAAAGGGAGAGCCAGGCCAUGCUGGGGCUGCAGGACAAAAGGGGGAUAAAGGAGAGCCAGGACAAGCCGGCUCACCGGGUCUUGAUGGCCCCACUGGAGAGAAAGGCGAACGAGGUGACCAAGGGAUGCCAGGACCAUCAGGAUUGCCGGGUCCCAUUGGACUUCCAGGAUUGACAGGAGAGAAGGGCGAGCCUGGGGAGCGUGGAGACAAAGGAAACCCAGGAGAAUCGAUGUCUGGCCCCCCUGGACCUCAAGGACCACCAGGACCUCCGGGUGUUCAGGGCCUCCCGGGACCGAAGGGGGAAGCAGGGAUUGAUGGAAUGAAAGGAGAGAAGGGUGUCCAGGGUGAAAAAGGAGACAGAGGGCCACUGGGAUUACCCGGUACUCCAGGACCAAUGGGGGUUUCAGGACCAGCAGGACCAAAAGGAGAAAGGGGCAGUAAAGGAGAUCCUGGUGUUGUAGGACCAAUGGGACCAGCAGGACUUCCUGGUUUACAAGGUCUGCCUGGUGACAAAGGAAUCCGGGGGGAGAGGGGCAAGAAAGGCUCUAGAGGGUCUAAAGGGGAUAAGGGAGACCAAGGAGCGCCUGGAUUAGAUGCACCCUGUCCGUUGGGAGAAGAUGGCCUCCCGGUUCAAGGCUGCUGGAACAAGUGAUGAUUCUAACCCUGGACUGGCCUUUGUGUGUUAUUUUACAUAGAAUAUUUAUUUUUAUACAGUGUUCUUCUCUGAAAUGCCAAAAGUUAUGCAUUUUUACAAAUUAUCAAGAAGCUGCAUAUUUUUUGUACAGAAAAUACUAGAUCUCCCUUCUUC
Cygnus atratus (black swan) is the source of this 1989-nucleotide messenger RNA. It is a transcript of the gene COL13A1, whose product is annotated as collagen type XIII alpha 1 chain. Lineage: Eukaryota; Metazoa; Chordata; Aves; Anseriformes; Anatidae. The transcript has 37 exons. The record is from RefSeq and is a predicted model, not a curated record. Bases 37 to 1833 code for a protein of 598 amino acids.